This is a messenger RNA of Rattus norvegicus (Norway rat), 1246 nucleotides long. It is a transcript of the gene Or6all1, whose product is annotated as olfactory receptor family 6 subfamily A member L like 1. Gene Ontology annotation, biological process: G protein-coupled receptor signaling pathway; signal transduction; detection of chemical stimulus involved in sensory perception of smell. Gene Ontology annotation, molecular function: G protein-coupled receptor activity; olfactory receptor activity. Gene Ontology annotation, cellular component: membrane; plasma membrane. NCBI's taxonomy places the organism in Eukaryota, Metazoa, Chordata, Mammalia, Rodentia, Muridae. The record is from RefSeq and is a predicted model, not a curated record.
AUGGAGUCCCCGACGCCCAUCCCCACAGCCAACCGCACCUCCGUGCUAGAGUUCCUGCUUCUGGGGGUCACAGAAAAGCGAGGGCUCCAGCUCCUCCUCUUCGGGGUCCUCCUGGUCACCUACACGCUGACCUUGCUGGGGAAUCUUCUCAUCAUCGCUCUCACCUUGGCGGACCGCCGCCUGCACACCCCGAUGUACUUCUUCCUGCGCCACUUCUCGCUGCUGGAGGUGGGUUUCACCUCCACCGUGUCCCCACAGAUGCUGGCACACCUGCUGGCAGCGCGCGGGGCCAUCUCCCGCCACCGCUGCUUUGCCCAGAUGAUACUCUACUUCACCCUGGGCGCAGUGGAGACCCUGCUGCUGGCAGUGAUGUCCACUGACCGCUUUCUGGCCAUCUGCUGGCCACUGCGCUACCCAGCACUCAUGACUCCCCGCGUGUGCUCUGCCCUGGUGCUGGCCUGCUGGGUAGCCAGCCUCCUGGCCCUGCCUGGGCUGUUUGCCUGGAUGUUGUCUCUCCCUUUCUGUGGCCCACGUUUCCUCAACCACUUCUUCUGCGACAGCUCCCCUUUGCUGGAGCUGGUGUGCGCAGACACCAGGCUUCUGCAGCUGGUGGCCUUCCUGGUGGCUGUCUGCACCCUGCUCACUGCCACGUUGAUCACAACCUUAUCCUAUGGCUGCAUCAUCAGCACCAUCCUGCGCCUGCCUACACCUGGGGGUCGCAGCAAGGCCUUCUCCACCUGUUCUUCCCACAUCUUGGUGGUGUCGAUGAGCUAUGGAAGCUGCAUCAUCAUGUACCUGAACCCCACGCAGACAGGAAAGCUGGACCUCAACAAAGGAAUAGCUUUCUUCAACACCACGGUGUCUCCCCUGCUGAACCCCUUCAUCUACUGCCUCAGGAACCAACUGGUUCAUAGAGUGUGCAGGGAUUUGCUGCUCAGGGGAAGGGAGCUUUCUUCCAAGAUGUUCAGAGCAUAAGACUGCAAAGCUGUGCUCCUGGCCUAAUGCCAUUGUUAUCGAUUUGCUUAUUAGUUACUUUGUAUGUAUGUGCUGUGAAUGCUUGUGGGUUGAACACAGGGUUAUGCUCAUGCCGAGGGCAAGUGUUCCACCAAGCUGCACUCUCAGCCCUUCUUUUCUUUCUUUUUUUCUUUCUUUCUUUUUUUUUUUUUUCUUUUUUUUUUCGGAGCUGGGGACCGAACCCAGGGCCUUGCGCUUGCUAGGCAAGCGCUCUACCACUGAGCUAAAUCCC